AUUCGGGGGGUUUCUCAUAUGUUUUGGAUCCACCCAUGCUGAGUUGUCAACACGUGCCACUGAAAUAGCUUUGCGCAUCACGCAUGCCAACAGCGGCUCGUGAUUAGUUCCAGCGCACAUCAGUGAACAGACACGGAACGCGGUAGCUUCCGCCGCAGCCAACGAAAUCUCACUGGGGGCGGGAUUCACAAAAUAAUCACGCGCCGUUAUGACGUCACCUCCGCAGUGUCGCACGCACCCGCUGAAAUGAGAGACGCGCGCCUCGUCACAUCAAGGAAAAGCUGCUGUUGAACUGAAGGCACCAUGGCCACACCAACGUCUUUAGAUCCAGAUUUGGUUCGGGAGGUCCUGGAAUGUCCCAUUUGUCUGGAGACCUACAACCAGGAUCAGCUUCGACCCAAACUGCUGCAGUGUGGUCACUCUGUGUGUCGCCAAUGCCUUGAGAAACUCCUCGCCAGUACGAUAAAUGGCGUGCGCUGUCCCUUCUGCAGCAAGGUGUCUCGUAUGAGCAGUAUUUCCCAGCUGGCUGACAAUCUCACUGUGUUGAAGAUCAUCGACUGUGCAAGUUCAUGUGGCUCUACUAUGGGUCUCAUGUGCAAGUCUUGUAAAAAUCGCCUGCCCCGGCAAUACUGCAGUGACUGCAGCAUCUUGUUGUGUGAUAUUUGUAAAAAUGAGGGUCACGAGUGUCAGGGUCACUUCGUCCAGGCCAUUCGUGUUGCCGCUGAACAGCGGCGAAAAGAAAUCAGCGGGAAACUUUCUAACUUGCGGGGCUCAAUGGGAAACAUUCAGAAGAAGAAGGCAGCUAUCGACAACAUGACAAAAUCACUCAAACUGAAGUACAAGGCUGUACAGCAGGAAUACGCCAAGGCUGAGUUGCAGCUCCAGGAGGAACUUGGCCGUUCACGCCGUGCCUUCGCCACCUCCUUGGCCGAAAUAGAAAAACUCAAUGCCCAGAUUCUGGAGGAGCAAACGUACCUGCUCAGUAUCGCUGAAGUGCAGGUGGUGUCUAGAUGUGACUAUCUAACCAUGAGGAUCAAGCAGACGGAUGUUGCUCUACUGGAGGAAGAGAGCAACAGUGAAGAAGAAGAGUUGGACUUUAAAACCAAUCUGCCUGUCAUUCUAAAACUUCAAGAACCUGAAUUUGUUAAAACGGGGUGCUCGAAAUCCUUGGAAGUUGGGCAACUGACCACAAAACCCUGUACUGUUAAUGCAGAGGAAGAAGACAGACUUGAUUUCGCCGCUUCCAUUGCCACCCCUUUGGACAUUUACCGUGAUAUUGACAUGGAAACGACAGUUGAAGAGGCCGUUUGCGCUUCUCCCGGCAGCUUCAAGUCCAAGUCUGUUGAUGGAGGUGGACCUUCUCCAGGUGCUUCUGGUGGGCAACUCUGUCAGUUUGUGAAAAAGAUGGGCUGCAAGGGCAAUCUGCCGGGCAUGUUUAACUUGCCGGUAAGCAUUUGUGUCACACUGCAGGGCGAGGUGCUCGUGGCCGACCGAGGGAACUACCGCAUCCAGAUCUUUAACCGCAAGGGCUUCCAAAGGGAGAUACGGCGUAACCCGAGCAGCAUCGACAACUUUGUCUUGAGUUUCCUAGGUGCUGACCUUCCCAACCUCAUCCCGCUCUCCAUUGCAAUCACUGCUCAGGGCCUCAUCGGCGUCACCGAUAACUAUGACAACUCUGUGAAAGUUUACACCACAGAUGGCCACUGCAUUGCUUGUCACAAGAACCAGCUCAUCAAGCCAUGGGGAAUCGCGGCCAUGCCUUCGGGCCAGUUUGUCGUGUCAGAUGUUGAGGGGGGAAAGCUGUGGUGCCUGGCCGUGGAUCGUAAUGUAGGGGUUGUGAAUUAUAACCGCUUAUGUUCAGCUGUCAGGCCCAAAUUUGUAACUUGUGACUCCUCAGGUACAGUCUACUUCACACAGGGCUUGGGUCUAAACAUUGAGAAUCGACACAAUGAACACCACCUAGAGGGGGGUUUCUCAAUCGGCUCGGUGGGAAUGGAUGGCCAGCUGGGAAAGCAACUAAGUCAUUUCUUUUCAGAGGCAGAGGACUUUCGAUGCAUCACCGGCAUGUGUGUUGACUCGAACGGGGACCUGAUCGUAACAGACAGUGGGCGUAAGGAGAUAUUGCAGUUUCCUAAAGAAGGUGGCUAUAAUAUUCUCAUUCAGGAGGGCCUAACCUGCCCUGUAGGGGUGGCUGUUACACAAAAGGGUCAACUGCUCGUCUUAGAUUGCUGGGACCACUGUGUGAAGGUCUACACUUACUUGCAAAGGAGACGUUCCUCUACAUGUUAAGACUGCUGUGUGGACAAUAUAUAAGACUAGUCACUUUAAUUCAAUGGCUUCAUUACAAAUGUGUUUGCUUUUCAGUGAUUUCUGACCUGUAGCUUCCAGUGGCUGGGAUGGGGCAGCUAAGCUGCAACCAUUCACCACUGGAGCAGCUGAAUAAUGGCUUAUGGGUAUUAUCAUGGAUGCUUUGGGCAAAUGGAUUUCGAAAUAUAGCACAACUGAUGGCAAUAACCGACAAUGUCGUUCUUUAUGUGUGCAAGUCAGUUCUCAUGAUUUCUGGUUUCUCUGUGAUGCUGUACAGGCAUUAAGAUUGAGACUAAGAGUUAAUGAGAAGAUCUUUUUUUGUAGUUGCUGUGUGAAGAUAUGCUAUGAAAGUUA
Molecule: messenger RNA, 2661 nt
Organism: Carassius auratus (goldfish)
Lineage: Eukaryota; Metazoa; Chordata; Actinopteri; Cypriniformes; Cyprinidae
Gene: trim32
Product: tripartite motif containing 32
Exons: 2
Coding region: 304-2289 (661 amino acids)
Molecular function (GO): zinc ion binding; protein binding
Source: RefSeq, a predicted model, not a curated record